Mesorhabditis belari is the source of this 636-nucleotide messenger RNA. NCBI's taxonomy places the organism in Eukaryota, Metazoa, Nematoda, Chromadorea, Rhabditida, Rhabditidae. The record is from the annotation of a GenBank genome assembly.
AUGAAAAUCACGAUCCGGUGCGCUUCGAAGGUACAAGAGGUCGAUAUUUCUGCAGGUAAUGAAACGGAGGAAAGCAGCGAUUCCUUGAAGACGCUUGGCGAAUUGAAGAAAAUCACCCAAGAAAUAGCACAAUCCAUCAAUUUGGAUCCGUCGAGUUUAAAAAUUAUCAAAGCUAGUCGAACGCUAACCGGGGAUGACUCUACUCCAUUGAGUGCUUUCAAAUUUAAAGAAAACGAGAAGAUCAUGGUUAUGGGACGACCAAUGCAGGCGGAUCCUAUCUUGAAGCAACUUAACGAGUACGAGAAGAAAAAUCUCAUCGAUUUGCAGGACACGUUUCUCAAAAUAGGCCAAGAUCUCACUGAACUCGAGAAGGAUUUCUUGGAAGGAUCACAAAGAGAGGAAAUGAUUCGGAAGAUGGAUAAACGAGUCAAACUUUUCAACGAGGCUGGUCUUCGACAUCUAAUGGCGCUUGAUGCGAUUUCGAUGAGCAACGAACAAACGACUCCUGAACAAGUCCAACGUAAUCGAGAACGACGAAAAGCACUCAUCGACGGGAUUGACCAUCUGCUCAAUUUGAACGACAAAUAUGGUGGUCGCUUAAAAGAAUAUCAAACAAAAGCUGCUGACACGGGCCUC